Molecule: messenger RNA, 2245 nt
Organism: Ilex paraguariensis (yerba mate)
Lineage: Eukaryota; Viridiplantae; Streptophyta; Magnoliopsida; Aquifoliales; Aquifoliaceae
Source: the annotation of a GenBank genome assembly
AAAAGACUAAAAACAGAGUCUUUACUCUUGAAAAGAAAAAUUCUCCAAACCUGUUUCAACCCUAUCCUCUCAUUUCAUUUCUGGUUUUGACAACAAGUUUUGAGUUGCAAGAAUGACUGUUGAGCAGGAAAUUGAUGAGCAGAAUGAUCAGUUUCCAGUGGGUAUGCGGGUUCUGGCCGUGGAUGAUGACCCAACUUGCCUCAUGCUAUUAGAGACUCUGCUUCGUAAAUGCCAAUACCAUGUUACAACAACCAGUCAAGCAAUCACCGCCCUGAAAAUGUUGCGUGAAAACAGAAACAAGUUUGAUUUAGUUAUCAGUGAUGUUCAUAUGCCAGACAUUGAUGGUUUUAAGCUGCUGGAGCUUGUGGGGCUUGAGAUGGACCUACCUGUUAUAAUGUUAUCAGCCUAUGGAGAUACCAAGCUUGUGAUGAAGGGAAUUUCUCAUGGGGCUUGUGAUUAUUUGUUGAAACCUGUUCGAAUAGAGGAGCUAAAGAACAUCUGGCAACAUGUAAUUAGGAGAAAGAAGUUUGAUGCCAAGGACCAGAAAAAUUCUGACAAGGCUCAUUUUGAGUCUGGUGAAGUAGGAGAAGGGUUCCCUGGAACCGGAGAUUCUGACAAGAGUGGGAAGCUCAAUAGGAAAAGGAAGGACCAGAAUGUCGACGAGGAUGAGGAGCGUGAUGAGAAUGGACAAAAUAUUGAGGAUCCAUCAACCCAGAAGAAACCUCGAGUUGUUUGGUCGGUGGAGCUGCAUCGCAAAUUUGUUGCAGCUGUACAUCAAUUGGGCAUUGACAAGGCUGUGCCUAAAAGAAUUCUAGAGUUGAUGAAUGUGGACAAGCUUAGCAGAGAGAACGUGGCAAGCCAUCUCCAGAAAUAUAGGCUGUAUCUGAAAAGGAUUAGUUGUGUAGCAAGUCAGCAAGCUAGUAUGGUUGCAGCUUUAGGAAGUUCAGAUUCUACUUAUUUACGAAUGAGUUCUUUGAAUGGGCUUGGAGAUCUUCGACCUGCGGCUGGCUCUAGACAAUUUCAGAAUGCUGCUUUCGGAUCCUUCUCACCCAGUAGUGUAAUUGGUAGAUUGAACACUCCGGCUGGUCUGGGUAUGCGUGGCCUUUCUUCUUCAGGAACGGGUCAAUUGGGGUUUACACAAAACUCAAGCAAUCCCAUUAAUGAUCUGGCUAAUUUCCACUCAGUUAUACAAACUGGAAAUCAAAAUGGGAAUAUACUUCAAGGAUUGCCAUUGUCAUUAGGACUUGAUCAACUACAACAUAAUAAGGUUAUUACUCAAAUUGGAGAGCUCAACUCCACUGCUAAUGAUUCCAUGGUUCAUCCCAUUUCCAAUGGCUUCUCGGAUAUGAAAAUAAAUGUUGGUAGCUCAAGAAAUUCCCUUUUGGGUGUUCCUAAUAAUGCCGCAACAUUACAAGGUCACCUUCAAAACAACCAAAGAGCAGGGAUUUUUGGAAAUCAUUCUUCUGUUGCAGAUGUGUCCUUAGAUUCUAAACUUUCUUCUCCCUUGCUGGAUUUUGGUCGAUGUAAUGACAACUGGCCAUCUGCUGUUCAAUCAUCUGAGGUCCAAUCUGAUUCUUUUACAUUAAGACAGUGUUUCAAACAGGCCACUCCAAGUGACUUGAGAGGUGAUGUUUCUUCAAUGGCCAUGCAUAUAAUGACUAAUCCUCGGGAUGUGUCUUCCAUAAUCUCAGUAGUGCCAGAUACAGGAACAGAUUUACCAUCUCGAGCGGAACAAGUUAGCAGUAAUGCUGGUCAGAAUAUGGAUUUUGCCUUAAAGCAAGGGUGGUAUGACCCCAAAGAGGAUGCAGCUCAUCACUCAAACCUUACAUGCAUCUCAAUGAAUUCUUCAAUCUAUCCUGACACUGUGGUAGGUCCAUACAUCCAGAGGUCAGACGCAAGGAAAAAAAAUUGCCAUACAAGUAGUCAUUUAAAUGUGAUUGGACAAUCAAAUUGUCUAGAUCAUCCCUUAGUUAUGCAGCAUAAGGAGGUUGAACAAUCAGUUGUAGAGACAACACUGAAGUCUAACCAAGGUUAUCUAAAGGAGCAAAGGAAGCCUCUGGGAAAUUAUGCUUAUGACAAUGUUGGCUCCUUGGAAGACGUAGUAAGUGCGAUGAUGAAACAGGACUUUCCCAAAAGCAGGACGAGACAUAUUAAAUCUGCGGAUGCUGCUAAGCCUCGUUUGCAAAUUGCUUUCCCUUUGUCUGUUGCUGGUACAGAAAGACACCUAGUGUUCUUGCUUUCCUAG